AAAACGGAAAGCGGUGUUGGUCGGAGAAGUUCAACUAACAGAAGAAGCGUAUCCUUGCAAUAUAAAGCGUCUUUGCACCAUCUUUUAAAGCGCCACUUAAUUGACGAGAUAAGUGAGCAGCUACCUCAACGGCGAUAAAGAACAAAACAAAUGAUAUAAUAUCAUUUACUCAACAACAAAAAUCGCAAGGCCAAAAAAUAAAUCUCUGAAUACAAAUAUCCUUAUUUCAAGAUGCCAAGUAUUCGCACAGAAUCUCUUGUAGAGACUGAGAGUGUGGCAAAAGAUGCUAAAGCCAGCGAUCACCCACGUGUGGUGAUGCUUGGAGCCAGUGGCGUUGGAAAAACUGCUAUUGUUCAGCAGUUCUUUUAUGGCAAAUUUCCUGUAGACCAUAUACCAACGGUUGAAGAAAUGCACAGCACUACCUAUAACAUAUCAGGUUCCACAUUGGCUUUGGAUGUCCUGGAUACCAGUGGGUAUUAUGCAUUCCCUGCUAUGAGAAGACUCGCCAUCAAGACAGGAGACGCCUUCAUUCUGGUGUACGCUAUCGAUGACACAGAAUCAUUCCAUUAUGUAUCAUCUCUUAGAGAUAUGAUCUUAGAAAUCCGCCAAAAAGGAGAGGAUCCCGUUCCUAUUGUGGUUGUCGGUAAUAAGAGUGAUCUUGAAGAUACCAGAGUGGUGUCCAGGGACAUCACAGAGUCUGUCGUCACCAUAGACUGGGAGGUGGGCUUCGUUGAAGCGUCAGCAAAAGAAAACGUAGACAUUGCACUGAUCUUUAAAACCGUCUUGACUCAAGCUCAUAUUUGUUAUGCACUUGGAACCCCUAUGGAACGCCGCAGGAAAUCCUUGCCGAUUCAGUCAACCUAUCCCAAACUGAAAAGAGCAUUGGAACAAAAGAGACACAGUUGCGUCGUUCAAUAAGUUGGUUUCAUUAUUGAACUUUUACAUUUUGGAUGAAUUUAUUAUUAGUUGACUAACAUUUUGAGAAUUAUGUUGUUGUUGUUGUUUCUUUUCGAAUCCAUUUCUGAACUCCUGAUUUCAAGACACUUGAAGGGUUUUUUUGGUUUAUUGUUUGGUCUCUGCAUUUGUCUCAACUCUAUUGCAUAGUAUAGAUGUCUUGUCUGAUCACUUUUACUUGGCAUAAACUAUGGAAGCAAAUAUGCUUUGCUGUCAAUGAUAAACCAAACUCUAUUGCAUAAUAUAGAUGUCUUGUCUGAUCACUUUUACUUGGCAUAAACUAUGGAAGCAAAUAUGCUUUGCUGUCAAUGAUAAACCAAACUCUAUUGCAUGGUAUAGAUGUCUUGUCUGAUCACUUUUACUUGGCAUAAACUAUGGAAGCAAAUAUGCUUUGCUGUCAAUGAUAAACCAAAGUUGUGAAUUAAAUUAUUGUUACAUGUCACUAGUUAGUAGAUGUGAUGAUGUUUGUUCAGAAACAUUCAACUGCUUACAAUUUAUUUAUAUGUCCAAUUUAUGUAUAAUAUGUGUCGUGAACGUUUUGAUACAAUCUUUCGCGUAAGUAACCGAGCUUUUUUUCAGACUAUAACUUGGUUUUAUUUAUAAAUCUUUGCAUUUUAAUGAAUUUAAUGUUAUUUGACUAAAAUUUUGAGAAUGAUGCUUUUUUUCCGAGUCCACUAUUAUAUACUCCCGAUUUCAAUACACUUAAAAUAUUUUUACUUAUUUCCUUUUUCUUUUACUUCAACACUAUUGCAUAAUAUAGAUGUACAGUCUGGUCACUUAUAUUUAGAAUUAACCAUUAAAGAAAAUAGGCUUUAGUGCACGUAAUAAACUAGAAGUUAGAAUUGUGAAUUAAAUUGUUGUUAAAUGUCAUUAGUUAGCAGAUGUAAUGAUUUUUAUUCUGAAACUUUCAACUGUUUACAAUACUUCUUAUAUUCUAAAAACAUCAACUGUUUAUAAUAUGUACAUGCAGUUUAUAUAUAACAUAUGUCAGUGAAGGUUUUGAUACAACAAUCUUUCGCGUAAAUAACUGAGCUUUCUCCAGAUAAUAUUUUCCGGUAAAAUAUGCUUAAAAAUUUUGAAGAAUUUUAACCAUUGUAAGGAAUUUUUCAGAUUUCCUUAACAUUUCAUAACUAUUUGAAAUAAAAUUAAUAUUGGAUUUAGAAUUCAUGAAUGAAAUUCUUAUGGUGAAUAUAGCAGAUUCUUCUUACUAUAAAAGUACGGAUAGUCACUAUAUUAAAAAUAAAAAAAAACUCGCUAAUUGCAGUAUUGAUAGUGGUUGUAACCCCAUAUGGUCUAGCAUAUUUAGUUGAUCCAUGAAUCAAGAAUUCAUACCAAGGCAAUUCAUACCGGAUAGUCACUAUAUUAAUAAUACUUGUUAAAUGCAGUAUUGAUAGUGGUUGUAACCCCAUAUGGUCUAGCAUAUUUAGUUGAUCAUUGAAUCAAGAAUUCAUACCAAGGCUAUUUCUAAGCAAUGAUUCAGAAUUGAAAUUUAAUUUAUUACCGGAUAUGACCCAUUUCCAAGUUUGUUUAUUCAAAUUGACUGAGUCGAAUAAUUGGUAUAAUAACCUACUAUUUCAAAACCCCUUCAAAUGCUCAUAAAAUUCCUUGGCUUCGAAAUUUCCUUAACCUUCCAGCUUCCUAUAACUUCUUUUUUAAAUUAAUUUCCCAUAUCUUUCCAAAUCCUCAUACAACAAGAUUGAAUAACAGUGAUGAUUAGCUGCUUAGAUGCUAAAACCUAAAAAAUUUCAUCAUUACACAAAUGCAAACUCGGGCAGAAAACUGAACUCUACAGAUGAAGAGCCUUGAAUUUAAAUUUCGUUCCGUUAUAAAUAAUUUUUCCAUAAUAUAGUUCAAUUCUUGUUGAAUCAAUGUAAGAUUUUUAUAUUUACAAAAAUUUCUAUUUUAAUCCUCCUUUCUCUAUUCUUCAUUUAACACUCUAUUUGUAAAAUCCCAACUAAACAGUCAAUGAUACUAUUCUCUAUAUAAUAAGCAGAAGUCCCUCAAGAGAAAAGAGAUUUUGUGAAAUUCAACAGUUUUGCUGUUAAAAUUUUUAGAGAUCGCUUGCUCUAAAGACAAUUCCUCUCUUCUAAAUUUCAUUUCAUAUAAUUUUAUAAAACUUCACCCAUUCUUAUUGCAUAAAAUUUAAAAAAUUAAAUAAAUAUUUGCAUGUUCUGUUCACAUCCAUUCCAAAUUAAUUAAAAAGAGGCCUACUCUGUAGGAAUGGGUAUGUUACAUGGUGUAGUAAUCAUAAUAAUCAGAAGCUCGUAACACAGUGUAUAUGGCAUAUGUAUAUGCUCUUUAGAUUGUAUAUGCUCAUCUUCAGUUGGUUAAAACACCCUGGGACAUUUGAGAUCAAGUAGCUCUAAUAUAUGGAAGUAGAUUGCUCUCCUUUUCAAAGAAAGCUAACCUAUAUUUAUUUUUGCUUGAGGGAAACAUUCAGUGGCCAUAUCUAUUGCAUUGAGAGAUUCGUUAUUAAAAUACGUGUCGAUCUAACACUCGAUAAUCAUUGAUAAAUGGUAUCCGACCCCUACCAUUUCUGUAUCUACCCGGUAGCAAGAACCAACCACUAUUCCGGAAGCAUCACGUCCUCCUUUCUGAGGUGCCCCUCACAGGUGGGAGUAUUUAUAUACUUAAAAAAUUUGGAAUGCAGCUGCUGCUACAAUACCUAUGCCUGAGCCGCUUCUGUUCUUCACAUUGUAUUUUAUAUGUGUAGUCACGUGCAAUAUUAAAUAAAUGUUGGUUUCACAUUUUCUGCAAACUUUGCAAUUGUCAUCAUAAGAAAGGUUAUGUUUCGUCCAACUUUCAUGUUCAGCUCAAAUGUAUGAAACUUGUAUUCUAUGAAAAAUGUAAUGUCUUUGUCGUUUUCAACAUUAUAAAAUUAGUCUACUGUAUUGUUUGAUGUCAUUGUAGUGUCAGUUUAAUGUCUUGAAUAGUGUGACUAAAUUUCAUGUUUCAUGCAAUUUUCAGUUUGUUUUUUAA
Argiope bruennichi is the source of this 3933-nucleotide messenger RNA. RefSeq names its product ras-related protein Rap-1-like. Gene Ontology annotation, molecular function: GTP binding; GTPase activity. The record is from RefSeq and is a predicted model, not a curated record. The coding region runs from base 232 to 918 and encodes 228 amino acids. The transcript has 2 exons. Lineage: Eukaryota; Metazoa; Arthropoda; Arachnida; Araneae; Araneidae.